AUGGAGAUAGAGGUUGACACGAAAAGGAAUCAGGUGGACACCUUGGGGACAGAUGGGGACAUCCACGUGGAAUUUACCAGUGGGCAGUUGGAAAUGCAAUCCCAGCGGAAAGCUAGCGGGUCUGUGUCCGCCCGCCAGCCGCGGCCGGGUGCAGGGCCCGCAUGGGUAGAAUGGCACGAAAACGCACCCGCGAACGCCGCGUCGGGCAGGGGCGCGCGUGUGCGCUGGCCCUCUCGGUGCCAGCUUCCCGACUCUGGGAUCCCGCGCUCUCCCGCGCCCUCGCCGGGGCCCAGCUUCAGUGCCAAACAGUCUCCCGGGCCCGCCGCCACCGCCGGCGGGAAAGCGCCCGGCGUCCCGGCGUCACGCGCCAGCAGCCGGGGUGCCCCGCGCGGCGUGGACUCGGGCCGCUGCCGCCAUCCCGCUGGCGAGAGGGAGAGAGAGGCCCGCCCGCUCGCCGGUCGGGCCAGUGUGGGCCAGUGCGUGAGGGCGCGGGGGGCCGUGUCAGCGAGACGCAGAGCGCAGCCGCCACCACCAAACGGACAUGUUGGAGCCCAGCGCCGCCGCCGCCUCCUUUUCCUUAUCCUCCGAACGGGACUGAGAGGGGGCCCGCCACCCUCCGCCUCUGCCGCCCGCCCCGCCGCCUCGGCCGCAGCCUCUUCCUGCCCGGCCUCUGGCUCCGCCGCUCGUCGCCCCCCCCAACCCCCCCGCCCCUCAGGCCCGGCCGGUUCCCCGGCCCCGCUCCGCCGCGGCGCGAGGUCUAUGUGA
This is a messenger RNA of Lynx canadensis (Canada lynx), 765 nucleotides long. RefSeq names its product proline-rich proteoglycan 2-like. The record is from RefSeq and is a predicted model, not a curated record. The coding region runs from base 1 to 765 and encodes 254 amino acids. NCBI's taxonomy places the organism in Eukaryota, Metazoa, Chordata, Mammalia, Carnivora, Felidae. The transcript is spliced from 3 exons.